Messenger RNA from Punica granatum (pomegranate), 1190 nucleotides. Lineage: Eukaryota; Viridiplantae; Streptophyta; Magnoliopsida; Myrtales; Lythraceae. The record is from RefSeq and is a predicted model, not a curated record.
CACAACUUCGGUUCUUCCGAAUUUUUUGUGGUCUUUGUUGCUUUCACCAUAGUUCACUCUGCUCUGCACAUCUCACCUUCAAAAACUUUGUCACAGCCCCCGAACCCGUCAAUGGCAUCAUGUAACUUGAGAGCUUCUCAUAUUAGGACAUCGAACUUGUACUUGGGUAUAAUAAGGGCUCGUGAUCCGCAACGAUUUAACAAGGGAACAUGGACAUUUGGGAACCUACCAAAGUAUACAGGUUUAAUGAUGUUUGGACUUCUCAACAAAAAAUGGGUGUUAUGCUGUAGCCGAUCUCACUUUAGCCUAUAUGGUGCCAAAGAGUCCGUGUCAUCUAAUAUACAAAGUGGAUUUGUGCCAGAUCAAGAUGAGGUCAAAUCUCUGAUCACGGGAAUCUGUGAGACCGAUUCGGUAGCAGAGUUUGAGUUGAAAAUGGAUGAUUUUCACUUAUACUUGACGAGAGAUUUGGUUCGAAACAGUGAGGCACCGCCAUCAUCCUCCUUGCCCCCAGCAUCUCUUGAAUUUGCUACGAAUCCCGAGGAAACUGCUCAGAAUGGUGCGGUUCCAAAGGCAUGUUUAGCCAUCCCCAAACCAAUGCUUUCUCUAGAGAGAAAACCGAGUUUACUAGAGAGAGCUGCCAAUGAAGGCUUCGCGAUACUUCAAUCCCCCAAGGCAAGUGCCUCAACAUUACUCUCUUUUCCAGCUCCACGCCAUAUCGUCGGGUUUUUCAGAAGGUCUCGAACUAUAAAGGGUAAACGCGCUCCUCCUGCUUGUGAAGAGAACCAAAUAGUAAAGGAGGGGCAAGUGCUCUGCUAUAUCGACCAACUGGGUGGAGAGAUCCCGAUCGAGUCCGAUGUAACCGGGGAGAUCAUCGAAAUCCUACUGGAGGAUGGUGAACCCAUUGGUUACGAUGAUGCCCUCAUUAAGGUACUUCCUUCUUUUCCGGGAAUAAAGAAGUUACAGUAGACGGUUUUCUUCAUCUUCGGUCGCGUGUAAAUGGCAACACAACAAUUGUCAUUAUAAUUCAGCUGGGAUGAGUUUUAGUUAACCAUACUGCAUCCUGACAAGAUUCUCAAUAGACUCCUGCUGCUCUUGUAACAGUUUGGUUUGAAUUUUCUGUACGUUCCUCCUCUUCUACACAAUGUACAUGCUUUCUUCUGUGUAGCUCAACCGUAUUUGAUAUGAACAAA